Molecule: messenger RNA, 2694 nt
Organism: Sycon ciliatum
Lineage: Eukaryota; Metazoa; Porifera; Calcarea; Leucosolenida; Sycettidae
Exons: 2
Coding region: 334-1881 (515 amino acids)
Biological process (GO): amino acid transmembrane transport
Cellular component (GO): vacuolar membrane
Molecular function (GO): L-amino acid transmembrane transporter activity
Source: RefSeq, a predicted model, not a curated record
AUGGCCCUGCCGUAGGGCGGGUAUAAUAAUGAUAACGAGUCCAUAAUCUACUCCUCUCUCCACCGCGGCUUGAGAUAGCUGUUUUCAUGCCAGUCCGAGCUGUGCUCGCGCAGUGCGAGUAAGUAACAUAGUUAGUCUACGCUUGCGGAACCGGUAGAACAAGAAAACAGCUGGACCAGAUAUUACAACACAACGCGGCCAUAGGCCAAUGGUAGAUCAUGUGUAGUGCUGCCUUGCUCCGAAUUUGAGUUGUUCUUGGGCCAGGCUACUUCGACAUCGGUCAUCCCUGUGUACGGGUGUGACUCUGUGAGGCAGGUCGAUGAAGCUGAGACUAUGUCCACCAAAUCGGAAGAUGUCAUCCCAGCAGUCAGUUCUGCUGACGAGGAGACGUGUAGAUGUACAGGUGCCACAUCCGAGAGUGAAAAUCUGCUGCCUGCUGAAAAGAGUGCAGCAUUGCACGAGCAAGGAACUACUGCACCUGGAGCGGUGGAGAGUGGCAGCGGCCGGUUUUCCCGGUCUAAGGGAUUGACGUUGUGGGUAACCAAAGGAAUGAUACUGGUGACUAUCAUAUUCCCAGUUUCCGUUCCGUACGCCAUGGCAAACGCUACAUUGCUGGGCGGUGUGAUGCUGAUAUUGCUGGCCUCCACUGUUAUGAUGUACAUGGCUGUGCUGGUUGGCAGGUGCUGGGUGAUACUGAUGGAAACGUGGCCGGAGCGGUACCGUCAUCGGGAAGUCCGGGCACCGUACCCAGCGAUUGCCAAAGAGGCUGGGGGUCGUUUCUGGGAGGUCCUCAUGAUGCUCUCGAUAAGUUUCACAAACCUUGGAACAUCCGUGGUGCUCCUGCUCGCGGCCGCGUCCACUGCGGAUGUGCUGCUGCCUGGUCACUUUUCCAUUCGGGUGUGGACGGUGAUUUGCACCAUCGUCUUGCUGCCCCUGGUGUGCUUCGGAACGAUGCGGGAUUCGAAGUGGCUCGGAGUGUUUGGAGGCCCUGUGGCAUUCCUUGCGGGCCUCUGCAUGCUCUUAUCUGUUGUCCUGAGCAGAGUGUUCACGGAGAAUAGUACUAUUGGUGACUUGCAGCGGCAGUGGCCCGGAACAGGAACUCCAUCCAAUGUAUCAAGUUCCGUUCCGUGGACCAUAGGCUUGGCUACGUCUAGACCGGGCAGCACUGCCCGUGUAUCUCCACCGCAUCAUGACGACGGCACUAGGAAUACACUGACAUUCUCAUCCUUUUGGGUCGGCGUGACGACAAUUGUAUUCACACUGUCGCCGAUGGGCACCAUUCCGACGAUACAACACGACAUGAAGAAACCCGAUCUCUACACCCGUGCCGUUAUUCCUGCUUAUAUAGUCGCCGUUCUGUUCGACCUUUCCGUCGGAGUAGUUGGUAUGGACACAUUUGGUCAGCGGUCGAACCCGAACAUCUUGCGGAACGUGCAGUGUCGCAGCUCUCUGGCUGUGCGAAUCAUGUUAAAAAUCAGCAGCACGCUGAGCUGUGUAAACUUCUUGUGCGUCACCAUGGCUACUGUGCUACCGUUGACGCAGCACGUGGAGGAGGCUGUAAAACUACCGUUGAACGACACUGGUAUCAAGCACCUCCUUGUUCGCUCCGGCACUUUGCUAUUCAUCCUUGCUGUGAGCGUGGCAAUGCCUGAAUUUCACAAGUAUGCCUCGCUGAUCGGUGCCUCAUCAAUGGCGCUGAACAAUUUCAUCUGUCCUGCGCUCUUCUACUACAGACUGACAUCAGCUACCGGUAACACACUGCACCGUGCUCAAAUUGGCUUCUUGCUGUUCGUGUUGGUCAUUGGCAUAGCCAUAGGACUGGCAGGGACCUAUGUUGCGCUUAGGGGUAUUAUCGAGAGUUCCGCGGUGACGCCUUGCUAGUCCCGAGUGCUUUCUAUAAGCAGCACCUCGUCCUGAGCAGUGGUCGUGCACUAACAAACUACAGCAUAUUUAUUUUUAAAUUAAUUUAAAUUAUGAUUAGCCCCAUUUCAGGGAUUGCUUUUCAAUUUCUGGGGGUUCUAAUUUAAAUUCGGCGCUCAUUCCCUUCCCUUCUGGACCCAUCACCUGAAAUCAGUGCUAUGGACCCAUCACCUGAAAUCAGUGCUAUGGACCCAUCACCUGACUGAAUCAGUGCUAUGGCUCUGUGAAAGUCAUUGUUUGUUUUUAUUUUACUUCACCAAGUGAAGCCGGGGUCAGUUGAGAGCACGUCGGGAGUGUGGACGGCUCACUAUAAUCAGAAGAGUCCCGCAUAAUCACGGGGCUAGGGACUCUUGCUCAUCGUCACCUCCAAACCAAGAGCCCCCCCCCGUCCUAUUUUUUACUCUCUUCUUAAUGUAUUGUUGUUUGUCCCUGACAUGUUUUCUCACUUCACGCGCCUGAGUAGAUCUACUACUACCGUAAAGUACCGCCAGAGCGCCCCACCAUCUCAUCCUUUCGUGGUCGUAGCGUGGAGGUGGUCUGCUGUCUGUAGGUCAUACGACAUGAACCUUGUACACAUAUUGCACGGUUUGCAGUCAAUCCGUACCUUCGAGUGGACGCAAGCUCCACACAAGAACCUGCCAAGUGUGACCUUAGUACACUAAGAUUCUCACAUCGUACACACUUCGUUGCACUCUGCCAUACGAUUUUCCUUUCUCUGGCUGUAAAAUCAAGGUGGGGCGCUCUCGCGAGACGGGGCGCUCUGGCGGUACUUUA